GAGAGAGAGAGAGAGAGAGAGAGAGAGAGAGAGAGAGAAGCAAAUAACAAGUCAUAGAUACCGAAAGAUGGACUUGAGCAUCAAGCGAAAUGCUGUAUACAACAUGCAACGAUCGAGAAAAAUGCAAAGCUGAGUGAAAACAAGCUAAUAAUAUCUAAAUACGAAUCGGACACGAAAAGUGUAGAACGAAAAAGUAGAGGACAAAAAUAGGCAGAAGGAAAAACUCAAGUGAAAACAAAUAACAAUUAAUGCAACAUACACACAUACUGAACAAGUGAUGGUCGAAUGCAGUGCGACUAUGUAUUCCCACAUACGAUGUAAACACACAAAGUGAAAGAGAGAUAGAGAGAGAGCGAGAGAGAGAGAGAAGGUAACGGCUACAGAAUACGCAAUAUUUGGACGGCAUUCGUUUGGUACGAAAUUUUAAUAAGUAAAACCAAAACAAGUGUCAAGGGAUAGUGACUUGAUAGUGUGACAGCAUAAUUAAAUACCAGUGCACAGUGCAUGUAUGAGAGAGAGAGAGAGAGAGAGUGAGAGAGACAGUGGCCAAAGCAAAAGCCAUACAUAAAUUGUUCAUAUAACAAAUUGCAAGAAAUUUCCAGAUCCUCAAGCAUUUCGAAUCUGCUGAAACUACGUAAUUGGCUAUUUGACUUGGUUUGGUGGCAUUGUUUUAGAAUCGUGACAAUUUUCUUGAAACCAGAUUUUGUGUGACAAUGUGUGUGUGUGUGUGAAUUAAAGUAAACACGACAAACACCCGAAAUAGGACGAACGAUCGUGUGUACGGACAUUUAUAUCGUGCUGUGCCAUUUGAUUCCGGCAAGAACAAAAACUUUUUCAUUUCUGCAACAUUCUCCGCCUGUGCAUUCGUGUGUAAACAGCAACUAAUUCGUCUAUACAUUCAUCUUUCCGCUAGUUGUUCCACUUUGUGUGGCACACAUACUCAUAUUUGGCAAAUAUUUAUUGUUGCUAAUCACACAGCGAGAACAGGCGAGCAUAAACUGGAGUGCUUUUCAACUCGGCCCAAAAAGUUUGUGAUUCUAGUAUCGGUGCCAAAGUCCAAAGCGCUAAUUAUUGGAGCCGAGCGCGUAUGAGUGGAUGAGUGGAGCUAGCACAGGACUAAAAAGGAAGGAAACGAGAAAAAAUAUAAAAAAGACGCAUUCAAACACACUUAACGUCAAAGGCGGCCCGUCCUUUGUAAUUGCAAGCACAACAGUUAUGUAUUGACCAUUUACAACAUCAACGCACUUUGUGAAUUUGAUUCGGGUAUGCAAUUCAUUUACCGCUGCUGCUAUAACUAUCACUGAAUGCUUUGACAGCUCGACAUCAUACUAAAUAUUAUUGUGAGUUACACAUUCCCGUUACGCUACCGCUAAGUCGCAUUGUAUGCGCGCACAUUCGGGUCCUCGUGCAUAUUUGAUAAUUUGUGAUUCGCUGCUAUUUGAUACAAAUUCCCGCUAUAAAAGUGGCAUAAAUUUAGUGUAAAAAUAGUACAGAAAUCAUAAAACAUAUUCGGGAAUUUCUCUAAAACUUAAACAUCAUCAUCGGCCUUACAUCUGAGCCCAUCAAAUAUAGAAACGCAAACAGAAAUAGAAAAGAAAAAAUUUGACAACGUUUGUACAAAGAAAAAGGAAGUGUAACGGAAAAGAGCAAACAAAACCCCAUUUUGCAGCGAAUGAAUUCCAGUGAAUAAAAUAUUUCGUUCUUUUUUACAUUCUCGUGUAUAUAAAUAUAAACAUAUUCAACAUUUUUCGUUGAGUCUUUCGCCAUUCUUGUGCUCCUGAUUCAAUCUCUUGUCAUUUACUUUUUAUUAUUAUUAUAAUUUAUAUUUCAUUCCGCUCAGUCGGUACAUGUUGGACUGGCACUCGCUACUUAUGCCAGUCAAUUCAAAAGUGGUUUCGUUUCUGCUUGUUGAUACGGUAAAUGCUCUUGCUGUGCCACCCACCACUAAUAUAUAAAAUAUAAUCGCGUACAAUCCAAGCGGGGCGAUUUAACCAAAAUACAAAAUAAAGUACGUACCAACGAACAAACGAACACAAAAAAAAACCAAAAGAACGAGAGCGUGAGAAGAGAAAAGCUCCACCAGCAGCUAAACAGAACAGUAACUAGAGUAAAAUUGCAGAAAAAAAGAAUAAAAAUCAAAUCAAAUCACUGCGUGAAAUAGAAACACAGGACCGCUCAAGCUCUUUAAUUGUGUGUGCGCGUGCGGAAAAGAGAGAGAGAGAGGGAGAGCAAGAGCCCAAUCCAAAAAGACAAAAAGAGACCAUUUUGCAAUGUGAAGGCGUAGGUUUUGUGAUAAUUGAAUGUGAAUCUCGUUUUGUUGUGCCGUUUAUCGUGCGAUUUUUCGCAUUAUUUUUUGUUCCGCUCCUCACACAUCGAAUCUCUGGCGCGAUUUUAGUAUCCGUUUUUCGUGCUUGUUUACGCCAAAUAAGUGAUUGCAUUAGAGGAACGAAGUAUCUGUGCCGCGAAUAAUAACACGCAUAUCGUCCCAACAACAUCCCUAGAAACAACAAUAACAGUAUACACACAUACACUGCAACAAAGCAACAGAAAACGAGGGAAAGAGUGUGAAAGGGAGAAGGAGAGAGAGAGAGAGAGAGAGAGAGAGAGAUAGAGAAAGCAAAAUCACCGAGAACCACAACUUUUCUAUGCAAUCUCUUUAUCGAGUGAAGUAGAAACCAUUAAUAGCGAGCAACGAUAAUAUAACAAAAAAUUAGUGUAGCGUAAAAAAACUGCGAUCCUUUUGAAGGAUUCAUCAAUUGAAUUAGUACAUAAAGCUGGAAUAAUAAAAAAUAAUAUUAACAACAGUAGCAGUUGAACGGCAAAAAGUCGACUCAUUCAUCUCAGUCUAUCUCGCUUAUUCGAACUUCCGAAUGGGAAAAAUUCAUUCGCAUUAACGAAAAAAAGCAGAGAGUGUGAGAGAAAGCCGAAAAAAUAGAGAACGAAUGGUAUUAAAAUAAUAAAAAAAAGCGAGGAGAAAAAAGUUAUAAGGUCGGCAAUAGCUCAAAUAUCAAAAGCUGAAUAUCAUAGAAAAACGUGGAGGAGGCAAGCGAGUUGUGAAGAGGUCAGCGGCAACAGCGGCACGAGAACUGAGAUAUAUUAAAGUGAAUCAAAGAAAUACGGAAAAUAUCUUUUUUGGACUCGCACCAAUUCGAUUACAUCGAGUUAGACAAAGAGCCAUCGUCUUCGGAAAAUCUAACGAAACUGCUACGCUCUACAAACAUACUCACACACAUUGGUUGAGAGGCAGAGAGAUAGUGAGAGAUAUAGCAUACGAGCAUCUAACUAAAGUUUAGAGAGUGCAUGAUGCUGCACACAAAUUUCACUUCAAAUACUAAACUGGACACAUUCGGUUGGUAGUUACAUCAAAACACAACGAUCGUGUGUUGUGUAUCGAAAAAAAGUCGAACGGAUUGAACGAAAGAACAGAGCGAAUUCGAAGAGGAAAUUGGACGGAGAAAAGAAGAAAAAAAGAAACGGUUCGAUUUCCAUGGAAUGAGCAGUAUUGAAUUGCGGGAAAGCUUUGCACAAGAAACCGACAACCGUUUGGAGAAAAAAAGCGAAGAAUAAAUAAACACACAUCCAGUUCCUUUCCAACGUAUACGUAUACUAUUUGAGCACACCGAAGCAAGAAAAAAAAGAAGGCGGCACAAUUCGAAUUGAAUUUCGGCUAAAUUUGGCAUACGCUUUCAUUUCUUGUGUCGUGAAUCUGCAAACACAUCAAACUUGGAUUCUCAACUAUAGAACAAAAAAAAAACAUUUAAAAAAACCAAACUGUUAGUAAAAAGAGUAGAGAAUCAGAGAAACGAAGGGAAAAAGCAACAAACAUUGUCGAACGUGGAAAAAAAGGUGAAAAAACAACUCGCAUAAAUACGAAAAAUCAACGAGAAAUUCGAAAUCGAAAACCGAAACGAAACCAAGAGAUAAAAAAAGCGGUACAUCUAAGAGGAAAAACGACACUAACCCUAAGAAACCAAACGAAAGCAGGAGAAUAAAACCUGAACGAGAAUUGGCCAGAGAAAAUUGCAAAAAGUAAACAGCGAAAGAAGCCAAACAUUGGAUCCGAAACAAGGCAUCCAAUAGUAGCAGAUAGAAUAGCAGUUGAAAGAAGCGUCAAGCUACAGCAACAGCAACAGCAUCCAGAUCGGAAGAGAAUAGAACGAUCUGUUGAAAGCGAACGACAGAGUGAGAAAAGUUGAAAGUGAACGCAGAUUAGAAGAAGACGUCCACAUUCUUCAACAAGAAAUCGCAUAGGAACAAAUAACAACGUCGGGACAUCGACAAAAGACAACAUAUUUCUACACAGAUAUAUCACAUACACAUCAACGCAUUAUCAUGAAGAUUUAUCUACUUAAGGACAUAUUUUCGUUGUAUUUUUUAUUAUUGAAUUGCGGUUAUUGCCAAAAUUUAGAUGAAUUAAUACCAACAUCGCAUCAUGACUCACCGACAGUUGUGCCGAAGUUCGUGUCGAGGGGACAUUUGUACAAAGCCAUCGUGGGCGACACGAUAGAACUACCAUGCAAAGUUCAAAAUUUAGGCACGUUUGUUUUGUUAUGGCGCCGAGGAUCUAGUGUCAUUUCAGCUGGCCAUUUGAAAAUUACUCGCGACGAUAGAUUUAAAAUAGUCGACGAUUAUAAUUUACAAAUAUCGAACGUUAAAACACAAGAUGCCGGUGAUUACAUAUGCCAAAUCGGAGAUCAAGAGACACGUGAUCAAGUGCAUACGGUCGAGAUUUUAGUUCCACCGACAUUAAGAGCUGUACCGCAAAAUGGACAGGUUGCUGCUCGAAAAGGUAGCACCGUUACAUUGGAAUGUAAAGCAUCCGGUAACCCAGUUCCAUCAAUUUACUGGUUUAAAAAGGAUAUUUUUUCCGGAUCAACUCAUUUGUCGGACUCUUCAACUCUCAUAUUGGAACGAGUAGACCGUCAUCAUGCCGGCGUGUAUCAAUGCGCCGCCGAUAACGGAGUACGAGAGCCGGUUUCCAUGGAUAUAAAUUUGACAAUUUUAUCGCCACCGGAAAUUACAGUCGAAAGAAGCUGGGUACACGCGAGCGAAGGUUAUGACAUUGAAUUGGCCUGUAUAGUACAUGGUGAUGUUACUUCCGAUAUGAUGUGGUAUCAGAAUUCAUUUUUACUAGAUCCCACGGACCGUAGAUCGAUGCAGUCUAAAGGUGAUCGCUACACACUCACCAUUCGCAAUUUUCAACCAUCCGAUUUCGGAAAUUACAGCUGUGUGGCUGACAAUGCUCUGGGCAGAACGAAAAAAUAUAUUGAAAUAUCGGGUCGCCCUGGACCAGCCGAAUUCAUUUCACCGACAUUCAGUGGCUCGCUUGAAGUAUAUAAUUUGACAUGGAGCGUUGAGUCGAUUCCACCGCUGGAGGAAAUCCGAUUGUUAUAUCGACGAUUAAUGAUGAACGAAACAUAUCAGCAUCCGGGAAAAUGGCACGAUAUUUUAUUGAUACCAACGUUGACUCGGUCCAAUGGUAAUCAUUACGUUAUGUCACAUGUGAUUCGGGGCUUGGAGGGAAAUUCCGUAUAUGAAGCAAUAGUUCAAGCGAAAAAUCGCUACGGAUGGAAUGAGAUAAGUGAUAUUCAUCAGUUCUACACGAGAAGCCAUGAGCAUCCCAUUCAAGUCGACGAUAUGGAAUACAAAAUGCAGCCAUCAACUGCACGUAAAUCAAUACCAACCAUCUCCGGCUUGACGCUGACCAUCCUUUGGCUGACCUUUCACCAAAUUCAAUAAUUUCAUUCAAUGUGAUUUUUUCCUAUUAAUAUAAUUACCACAUCAACAGAACAAAUAUUUAUUGACUUAGAUUUAACAGAAGAAAAAAAGAAAAAAAAAUGGAAAUAGACAGAAAAGAGAUAAUGUCAAAAUGCAUGUUGCAAUAAAACAUUCUCCAACACGGGAAAUCGAAUAACUGAUAGACAUUUUAGUAAGAUUAUUAGAAUAUAAGUUAUUUAUUACAGUAAGUGUAAGGAUAUGAAUCCAAUUUGAUGAGGCCGACUUAUGAAAAAGUAGGUUUAUGAAUCUAGAACAUAGAGAAACGAAGAAAAAAACAACGUAGCGAAUAUUUAUCGCUAAUGGAUGCCGAAAUUAUUGCAAUCAAAGGGAAAAUCUAUUAAAAUCGGUGCAAAAAUGAAAUAAACAAACGAGCCCAAUGUGGCAAAACAAAUGAGUACGCGUGUAAAACAAAACCAUUUGAUCAAUUUUAUUUUAUCAGAUCAGCAACUAUUUCCAUUAAUAGAUAAACGCUGCAUUGCACACAAAAAAACGAAUACUCACGACAAGAAUAUUAUGUAUAAACGUUUUUUUUUUUCAAAUUAUUCGUUUAUAAUUUUAAAGGAUGAUCAAAAUCGAUACCUGCAAUGAACAAAUUCCACCCGUCCUCAUUGUCAAGUUGGGUUGGUAACACGAUUGAUCCGCUUAAAUAAAAACGAGCCUAAUAGAAAAUUUUGAAAAUAAUCAACCCCAUUGUCUAGGACCGAAUCAAAUUGGCAAUUUCAAUAGAAUCUCACGAAUGUUUUUACUUCAUUUGGAAUUGUUUCUUCUUCGGUGAAGUCGUAAAAAGAAGCAUCUCAACUGAAACGAAGCUUUUAUAUUGGUUUUGGUCAUUUCGCACAUAAAUACAGCUCUAAACACUGUACACUGAAUGAUUUAGUUUUGGCAUGGGAUCCAGCUAAAGACCUAACGAAUGUAGCUCUACACAAUGAAGCAGAAUUAUCAAAAGCAAAAAAUGCAUGUUGCGCUGCAGUAUUGCGUUCGAACAAACAAUGAAACGAUGCAUUAAUUUGUAAGUAAACAUAAUUUGUAAGAAUAAACCAUUGGAAAUUUGAAUUUUAACACGUAAAUUUAGAAGAGAGAAUUACUCAAUAUGACAAUUGAGAGCAAAUGUAUUAUACAUUAAACACCAUAGAAUAGAUAAGAUGCGUUGAAUGAACAUCAAGUUCUACUGUGCGAUAAGUACACCACUUUUCAACCGGAAAAUUUAAAUGGCUUUAGAAUAUAGAUUUGUAACUAUGUUUGAAAUGAUUAACCAUAAUAUGCCCAAUAAAAUACAUGGCAUUUAUAAAUGUUAAAAUUCGUCGAAAUAGAGCGAAUAGCAGAAUGUCAUCAACACCCCAUUUGACAUAUAUGAAUAAGCGAUGAAAGACAACAGAACCAAAUCACAGAUCAUUCAAAACAUUGACAUAACUAUAGUAAAUUUGGAAAUGCAGUUGAAUUCAUAUUGACCGAGUAUAUUGUGUUGUCAGUUCAGUGUCAACUAAACUCAAUGCAAAGAUAAAUGCGUGUUUUUCCAAACGAAAUAUACUCGUAUUUGUUUUGUAAAAUCACAAAUAUACAAAUAUGCAACCACUGGAUCCAUAAUGUCUUGUUUUGAAAAAAAGGAGUCACAAUCCGAUAUUUUCACGUAUGUAUACCGAUGAGGAAGAAAAUCGAAAAUAUAGAAAAACAUUUUUUCCUUCGUAAGAGCACAUUUCAACUAAAAAAAAACACCGAAAAACCGCAUUUUACUAAAAUAAAAUAAAAUAAAACCAAACAUUUCCCGACUACAUUACGUUAACUAGAGUAUGUUGCAUUGAAAUCCAUUAAGAUUCGUACACAAAAUACGCACUUUGAUCUCCGCAGGAAGUCAUCGAAGCCAACAAUAGCAAAAUGUACGAAAACGAAAAAAAAAAUUAGAAGGAAAGAAAAGCAAUUUCUCUUUUUUGUUGUUGAAUUUGUUUAUUUAAAUUUUUUAUUUAGAAUCUUACGUGUAAUUAUAAAUUUAGAAGAAAAAACCCACAAAAAUGUGAAUUAAUUUCUCACAAAAAUAUUUGGUAACGAUAAUUUCAUAUAUAAACCAGUACUGACUAGACGUCAAAACCAAAAAAAUAAAUAAAAAAUAAAAAAGAUGUUAUAUGCGCAAGAAAUAGAGAAUAAAUGUAUAAAAAAGGCUAAUUAACGUACCUACAGAUAAAAUUUGUAUAAGGCGGUAUUAAAUUCGUAUGUAUCUGUCGUAUUUGGUUCAGUUAAUAUCAGAUUAAAUAAAAGAAAGAAAAUAAAAACCAUUCAGAAUAAUAUUUUUUAUUGAAGACAAAAUAAAACACAUGCAAGACUACAUAUUAAAUUAAUGUGAGAGAAAAUGAGACACAAAUCAGUAUUGAUGGAAUGGAAUAAUUUUUUUGAUGAGGUAAAGAUAUAUGGUGCAUGAAACGCAGUAGCAAUUCGUAAUUUGUUAUAUAAAUUAAAACAGAAUUAAGCAAAGAAAAGUAAUGAACAACAACAACAAAAUGAUAAUUAAAGCAAUGCACGACUUUCAAAUGUUGUAUUCAUCGUCGCGCAACUCUGUCAAUUUGUUGGUGACACUCCGCCACGUGCAUCAGACGAACGGUUUUUCAUACUGCACAUGCAAAAAGAAUGAAUUCAAUUCAUUCCAACCUCUCUCCACUUGAAGAAAAAAAUAAACUGCAGCAACACACACACAUUUCCAAACAUCAUGUGCAGCUGCACGUGUGUCAAAACGACGAAAAUGAACAAUAUACAAUAAACAUUUUUCAAUUCGGAAAAUAUUUCAUAAGCAAAAUAAAUGCGAUUUAACGAGGUUACUGUUGAUAGCUUACCAAACAAAAUCGAAUCAUUAGCCAAACCAAAUUAAACCAGCAAAAAAAAAACACACACACACACAGAGGAACUAAAAGGCGAAUAAAAUGAUUAAACUUUGAAAUGGCCAAAACAAAUACAAAACCACAAAAUGGAGUUAACGGACCGAAUCGAAUAAUUUGCCAUUGAAUACAAAAAAAGAGCACGGAGACAGGGAGAGAGAAUUUCAAGUGGUGCAAUCGAUACACGAUGAAAUUGAAAGCAAUUGAUAGAAAGAAAGAAUAAGUGCGCAAAUGAAGUCAAUAUAAUUAUUAUUCGAAUAAUAACAAUGGAUACCAGACUAACACAAAAAUAUUCAAAUAAAUACAAAAAAAACUAUCUUACCUUCUUUGUUUCUUGUCUGUUUUGGAAGGAUUGGUUGCAUUCGAAGAUACAAAUCCAUUUGUUUUGCUCAAUGACAAACCUCAAAAAGUAAGUAUUUGUUUCUUAUAAUUGGUGUGUGUGUGUGUGAGAGAGUUUUUUUUCGCAUGCUUUCGCCGUACCUACCACAAACAAAAACUGAUUGCAAUCGAAUUUCACGCAUGGAAAAAUGGGUUUAUUUUCCAUAGGCUUGCUGCCAUGUGAUAGCCGAUAGCCUCUUGUUUUUAAUUGAAAAAAAUUUAUAUCAAUUGGAUACAAAUUCAAUCCCGUUUUCAACCGAGACACACAAACAAACAAACAAAAAAUCUAUCGAAAGCAACCCGAAAUUUUCCGAUUGUUUUUUUCAAAUAGCUUUGCUCUGUUGCACCCCAUUUUGUUUGGCACCAUUGC
Messenger RNA from Sitodiplosis mosellana (orange wheat blossom midge), 9387 nucleotides. RefSeq names its product limbic system-associated membrane protein. Gene Ontology annotation, cellular component: axon; plasma membrane; neuronal cell body. The transcript is spliced from 13 exons. Lineage: Eukaryota; Metazoa; Arthropoda; Insecta; Diptera; Cecidomyiidae. Gene Ontology annotation, molecular function: axon guidance receptor activity; protein binding. Bases 4333 to 5739 code for a protein of 468 amino acids. The record is from RefSeq and is a predicted model, not a curated record. Gene Ontology annotation, biological process: synapse organization; homophilic cell-cell adhesion.